Schistosoma intercalatum is the source of this 2131-nucleotide messenger RNA. The record is from the annotation of a GenBank genome assembly. Lineage: Eukaryota; Metazoa; Platyhelminthes; Trematoda; Strigeidida; Schistosomatidae.
GGCAUCUUCUGUUGAUAUAUUCAAAACGAGUUUGAACCUACACAGUGUUACAAACUGCAAGGAAUAAUAUAGGUCGAUAGACCUCCUAUCCUCAUUACUGAAGACUGAAAUAUUUAAUCCAGAUCGGAAUUUGUAGGUCAUACGCGCGAUGAUUUGAGAUUAUGACGAAGGUCUAUAUUCUGUAUGAGCACGCGUUAGGAUAUGCACUGUUCCGAGUUAAAGUCAAAUCAUUAGAAACUUCAGAUGCCGUUGCUGCGUUACAACAGUUAGCUGCAGAUCUGUUAAACGAUGAAGAACAGUUUAUGAAAUGUUUUAAACUGCACGCAUUUGUGCCUUUCUCCUCCUCAGCUAGUGCUCUACAAAAUUGUAAUGGGAUAUCAGAAGGUGUUGUUCCACAGGAACUUAAAACAUUCAUAGAGGAGAAUUUACCUGCUUCCGAUGUUUUGCUGUGCGUCUCAGACCGGAAACUUGCUGAAUCUCUUAAAGCGCCUGAAGUUGGAUUGCCUGAAACUAUUGCAUGUUCAUCUGAAUCCAUUCUUCACGAAGUCUUUCGGGCUCUCCGAUUUUACUUUCCUAAAUACAUCAAAGAAUUUUCGCAUUUCGAUGAAUCAAAAGCUCAAAUAGGUUUGGGUCAUAGUUACUCUAGAGCCAAAGUGAAAUUUAAUAUAUACAGAAACGACAAUAUGAUUAUUCAGUCCAUAAAUUUACUAGACCAAUUAGAUAAAGAUGUGAAUAACUUUUGCAUGCGUGUCAAAGAAUGGUUCUCUUAUCAUUUCCCAGAAUUGUCAAAAAUUGUUCCUGACAAUCCAACUUUUGUUAAAGUAAUCGGUCUUAUUCGCACCCGAGCUGGUGCAACAGAAGAAAAUCUUGAAGCAUUGGAGGCUUUAACUAAUAGUCAAGUUGCUUCAGAUAUAAUUGAGUCUGCUAAAUCAUCCGUUGGCUUUGAUAUUACGGAUGAUGAUGCUGAGAAUUUGGCAACAUUCACUGAAAAAAUUAAUGCAUUAAUUGAACGUAGAAGACUAACACAAGAGUAUUUAGCAAAGAAACUUGCUGGUGUUGCCCCAAACUUGAGCACAAUGAUUGGAGACAGAGUAAGUGCAAGGCUAAUUGCUCAUGCGGGAUCUCUUACGAACUUGGCUAAAUUCCCUGCCUCGACAAUUCAGAUAUUAGGGGCGGAAAAAGCGUUAUUCAGAGCAUUACGAACUCGUGGUGCCACACCAAAAUAUGGAUUGAUUUAUCAUAGUCAAUUUAUCACUCGUGCUGCGCGAGAAAAUAAGGGGAAGAUCUCUAGAUUUUUGGCUGCCAAAUGUGCUAUAGCCUCUCGAAUCGACUGCUUUAGUGAAGUGCUUUGUGAUAUCUAUGGAAAACAUUUGAAGCAACAAAUUGAGGAUAGACUGAAUUAUUUUGAGACUGGCACCACGCCCCCUACAAAUGCUGAAGCUAUGGCGCGCGCAAUUGCUGAGGUGAAUAAAUAUAUUCAACGAAUGAAGAAAAAAGCUAUCAAAACACUGAAUAAAAGAGAUUCAGAUAGUCAAGAAGAAGAAGAAGAAGCAGCUGUCACAACAGUUGAAACACCUAAAUUAGAUAGUAAGAAGAAACGUAAGAAAAAGCGUAAUUUAAUAAAUGGGAACAUCACUACCACUACUACUGUUGUGGAUGGUGUUUCUAAUGAUCCGAAUGAAAUAGUGAAUCAUGAUGAAGGAGAAUUAGAUCAACAACAACAACAACAAACAACUGAAAUGAAUCAACAUCAACUGAUAAAUGAUGAUAAAGAAGAGAAAAGUACAACAAUGAAGAAAAAGAAAAAACGUCAUCAUUCAGAAUCGAUUGAUCUUGUUGAAAAUUCAAUGUUAACAAAUGGUGAUCAUAUUUAUGUAGAAACAAUAGAAACAUCAAUAUUAUCUAAACGUAAACGAUCCGCUUCUGAAUCCAGUAUACUAUUAGAGGAUAUAAAAUCGGAUAGUUUAAAAAAGAAGAAAAGAAAAAAACAUCCUAUAUGAUGUGAUUGGAUUAAUUUACAUUUAGCUGUGUAAAAGACAAUCAGCUCAAUUUUUGACUAUUUAUUGUAAAUAGUAACAUUAUUGGUUAUUUUUUGGUUGUUGUUGUUGUGGAAUACAAAAUGUAUUAUGAA